CGUAGUACGCAAGUGUCCGCACUCCGCAGCUCAAGGCCUGCCAAUGGACGGAAGCACACAGUGAGCGCAGAGCUUGUGUCUUCAAGUGGAGAACAAGACGAAUACAACAUACUGCUGAGCUCAGUGUGAAGACGCCAGAGCUUUUCGAAACCUGCUCUUGAACUGGCUCUGUGUCUUCUAAGAGGAUUUUUGAAGGGGAAGUUCUUCUUGAAUGCCCAAGACACAGUCAGAACGGUUUUCACCAUGAACAGGAAUAAGCGUGAGAAGGAAUACUACAGCAUAGAUGUAGGAGAUUCCACGUUCACCGUUUUGAAGCGCUAUCAGAAUUUAAGACCAAUCGGAUCUGGAGCACAAGGCAUUGUCUGCUCCGCGUACGACCAUGUCCUUGAACGAAAUGUUGCAAUUAAGAAACUUAGCCGACCCUUUCAGAACCAAACCCACGCCAAACGGGCCUACAGAGAACUGGUCCUGAUGAAAUGUGUCAACCACAAAAAUAUAAUUGGCUUACUAAACGUGUUCACGCCUCAGAAGACACUUGAAGAAUUCCAGGAUGUGUAUCUGGUGAUGGAGCUGAUGGAUGCUAACCUAAUGCAGAUUCCCACCUGUGAGAAUGUGACGUCCCUUCUGACCCCUGACCUCUUCUCUUGUCAGGAUCUAAAACCCAGUAACAUAGUAGUGAAAUCAGACUGUACGCUGAAGAUCCUCGACUUUGGCCUGGCCCGGACAGCCGCCACCGGCCUCCUCCUGACUCCUUACGUGGUGACGCGCUACUACCGUGCUCCCGAGGUCAUUCUUGGCAUGGGUUACCAAGCCAAUGUUGAUGUCUGGUCUGUUGGCUGCAUCAUGGCUGAAAUGGUCAGAGGUAGUGUGUUGUUUCCUGGCACAGACCACAUCGACCAGUGGAACAAGGUGAUCGAGCAGCUGGGCACACCGUCUCAGGAGUUCAUGCUGAAGCUCAACCAGUCCGUGAGGACUUACGUGGAGAACCGGCCCCGCUAUGCUGGAUACAGCUUUGAGAAGCUCUUCCCAGACGUGCUCUUCCCUGCAGACUCCGACCACAACAAACUGAAAGCGAGUCAGGCGCGAGAGUUGUUAUCCAAAAUGCUGGUAAUAGAUGCGUCUAAACGAAUCUCGGUGGACGAGGCCCUCCAGCACCCCUACAUCAACGUGUGGUACGACCCGUCAGAAGUGGAAGCGCCGCCACCGGUGAUCACGGAUAAACAGCUAGAUGAGAGAGAACACACAGUGGAAGAGUGGAAAGAGCUGAUAUAUAAGGAAGUGCUGGACUUGGAGGAACGAACGAAAAACGGGGUUAUCCGAGGACAGCCGGCCUCGCUAGGUGCAGCAGUGAGCAAUGACUCCCAUGAGCCCUCGACGUCCUCGUCCUCCACAAACGACGUCUCGUCCAUGUCCACCGACCCCACCCUGACCUCGGACACAGACAGCAGUCAGGAGGCGCCCGCAGGACCGCUGGGCUGCUGCAGAUGACUAUCCUCCUCCUCCUCCUCCAUCCGCAUCCACCCGUCACGCCAGUCUGGAAACACUUCCUCCUUUCUUUCUCAAACUCGCACGUUCUUUUGAAUUGACAAAGUGUGAGAACGGAGGUAAGAGUUUUUGAGGGCAUCUUCAAAGCUCUUAUACCAAACCAGCAUUUCUUUGAUUGCUUUCGUUUUUUGCAUCUGAUUGAAGCUACUGCUACGGCAUCUUGCCAUUUGGAUGUGGAAUGAUUUGAGUUUACUUGUAAAGAUGAAUGGGGAAUAUAUUUUUGAGAUGUUUUUUUUUUUUUUUGAGAGUCACUAGUUAGUGGAGGGUCGUUAAACGGCACAUCCAUUUCCUGGAUGAAUGAGUGUUUCCUCACUGUUACUGCUGUUUUGGAGUCAGUGGUGUAUAAAAUCGCAGUGUGUUCGGCGGCAGAGAUGGUUUUUAAUAUGACCUGUGUACGUAACCACGAUUUUAGAUGGACGUUUUAUUUGGUUGUCUUACAGAAACACUUUUUAAAGUGCUUUUAGGGUCUGUAAGCUACUCUUUUCGCUUUCUAAUGUCAUUGCACGACUGACUUCACAUAGUAUUCUCUCUGUAAAAACACGUUUGGGUUUUCAAAUGUCACCAUAGGUAAUCUAGUCUGUACAUAUUUCAACUUGAAACACAGUAACCCACAGCUUUCAUUACACUUCAACACUGUACAGCCUGAUGUAAAGGUCUUGUUUGAACGUUUCAUUAUAUGAUAUGAAACUGAAAUUGGGUAUUUGGCCCAUGCAUACGAAGCGCUUUUGAUUUCAAGGGCCCUGUUUUGGUCGAUCGGAUCACGAGUAGACGAGGGAUUCACACCUUUUGUUUUAGUCUGUCUCUUCUGUCCACUUUUGACCACUUCUGUUCUUUUGAGGGGAGGGCUUUUUCUGAUUUUUUAAAAUCUAAUAUUGUGAAAUAAGCUUGUGCAAUUUACAUAUGAGCCAAAUGCCUUUUUUUUCCCCAAAGCUAUAUUUAAAACGUUUGCUGCAUAGAUAAAAAAAAAAAAAAAAUCUGCUACAUAUAUCAAUCAUAAUUUUGCUGGGAGAAGAAAAACAAACAAACAUUAGUCACCUAUAAGUUGCCAGCAAAUCCUUUAAUUUUUACCAGUAUUCAGAACAGAAUAAGAUACAAAUCAGAAAAUGCAAUUAGCUACAAAAUUAUAGUAAUUUUAUCAAAAAAAUUAUAUAUACACUA
Messenger RNA from Sinocyclocheilus anshuiensis, 2703 nucleotides. Its product is annotated as mitogen-activated protein kinase 8B-like. Lineage: Eukaryota; Metazoa; Chordata; Actinopteri; Cypriniformes; Cyprinidae. The record is from RefSeq and is a predicted model, not a curated record. The coding region runs from base 244 to 1488 and encodes 414 amino acids. Gene Ontology annotation, biological process: protein phosphorylation. The transcript has 12 exons. Gene Ontology annotation, molecular function: MAP kinase activity; ATP binding.